AUGGGAAAAUCAUUAGCUUAUUUCCAGCUUGACCACUUACAUGAAGAGCUGCCAGAUGAGCUUAACAGAACUAAAGACAUCGUUGAUGCCUUCGAUGCGCCUAUUCCUCAAGAGUGUAUUGACUGUAGAGGAAAGCCUGGCUGUUUCUUUGUUGAUGGUCCUGGAGGAACUGGCAAGACAUUUUUAUACAAUGCCUUAUAUGCAGAAGUUCGCAUGGCAGGGAAGAUUGUUCUGCAAACAUCAACAUCAGGCAUUGCUGCAUUAAACAUCCCUUCUGGAAGAACUGCGCACUCAAGGUUUAAAAUUCCCCUGGAUUCAGAAACAUCUCUUUCCUGUGACGUUCCCAAACAAGGCAGCUUAGCUGCUUUAAUCAAAGAAACAACUCUUAUUAUUUGGGAUGAAGCCUCAAUGUCCAAAAAAGAAAACAUUGAAUCAGUUAAGCUUUUGCUUCGUGACCUUUGUGACGCAGAACAACGAUUUGGUGGAAAGGUUGUAGUAUUUGGGGGAGAUUUUAGGCAAGUUCUGCCAGUUGUUCCUCGCAAAACUCAAAGAGAGCCUGUUGCAGCAAGCCUGGUUCCUCCUCACAUUGUGAGUUAUUAUCAUGAGAGUGAUGAUCCUAUCAAUCACUUAGCUACUACUACAUUUCCAAAAUUAGAACAUGCAGCAUUUUCACCAGAUAUCUUCACAGAGAGAGCCAUUCUUACACCAUUAAAUGAUGCAGUUGUUUCCAUCAACACAGUUCUUAUUAACAAAUUUCCAGGAAACUCUGUCAUUUACAAGAGCUUUGAGAGCAUGCUAGAUGAUAACUGUGCAAUUUACCCUACAGAGUUCCUGAACCAGCUAGCCCAUGGUGGUAUGACUCCGCAUGAACUUGUUCUUAAAAUAAACAGUCCUGUAAUAUUUCUCAGAAACAUUGAUCCAGCAGAUGGACUGUGCAAUGGAACGCGUCUUAUAUGCAAGUCUGUCAGAAGGAAUGUCAUUGUUUGUUCUAUAGCCACUGGUCAUCGUCAAGGAGAACUUGUAUUCAUUCAUCGUGUUAAUCUCCGACCUCCAUCAUCAACAAAAUAUCCUAUUCAGUUUGAGCGGAUACAAUUCCCUCUGAAACUCAGCUUUGCAAUGACUAUAAACAAAUCUCAAGGCCAGACAUUAAGCCAAGUGAUAGUUUACCUCCCACAGCCAUGUUUUUCCCAUGGAUAA
Molecule: messenger RNA, 1197 nt
Organism: Chenopodium quinoa (quinoa)
Lineage: Eukaryota; Viridiplantae; Streptophyta; Magnoliopsida; Caryophyllales; Amaranthaceae
Product: ATP-dependent DNA helicase pif1-like
Exons: 3
Coding region: 1-1197 (398 amino acids)
Biological process (GO): telomere maintenance; DNA repair
Molecular function (GO): DNA helicase activity
Source: RefSeq, a predicted model, not a curated record